ACGUGCUUACCGGUGAUGCGUGUGUUGCAAUAAAAGACAAUCUGCGCGCGUGUAUGGCGCCAAUUGUGCGCAAGCGUCGGUGGGCUUGUCCUCCAACACCAACGCUGUGCUCUGGUCUUGCGAUUUCGCUGCUCGGUUACGUUUCGCCGAUCAGUCCAUAGUCAACCUUCGUCGUAGUAUCAUCAGUACUCCCAUUUCUUACUAACGUGUGUCGUGUGGAUUGAUCGCCAUUCAAACUGCGUCAUAACACCCGAGUAGUUUUUUUUUUCAAUAAGACAACGUGAUCAGAUUAAUAAAAAUGAUUGAAUUGCGUACGAUUUAAGAGGACGCCUGUCGUGGUGAAUACGCGUGCGUUUUUCGUAGUAGGAUUCGAUAAUUUGUGGACGAUGACUUGUUGAACGUAUACAUAUGUGUGUGUACGUAUACGCAGACAGACACCUAACUCACGUGUAUGCCAAGAAAACUGCGCCGUGGAUCGGCUGUGGCUAUGCUUGUUAAUUACAUUUUGUUUAGUGCGUGAGAGUGAGGUUGUUGCUAUUUCUGUGAUUUAUUUCCUAUAGUAAACUAAUCGAAAAUGAAUAUGAAUAUGAUGGAGCCGGUUGCAGAGCACGAUGGUUUUGAACCCCAGACGAGAGCCCGCUCGAACACGUGGCCUCUUCCGCGGCCUGAGAAUUUCGUGGAACCAGGUGAGGAAGCGGGCAACAAGUGCGGUGGACCUCAGGUACCCACGCCUAGUGCACUUCAUGCAAAGAAAGGCACGAGUCGACGAAAUGCCUGGGGUAACCUGAGCUAUGCAGAUCUCAUCACUCAGGCCAUAACAUCCUCCCCCGAAAAACGGCUCACGCUGUCCCAGAUUUAUGAAUGGAUGGUCCAGAACGUGCCGUAUUUCAAAGACAAGGGUGACAGUAACAGCUCGGCUGGCUGGAAGAAUUCGAUCAGGCACAAUCUGUCCCUACACAAUCGUUUUAUGCGUGUCCAAAAUGAAGGGACGGGAAAGUCCUCCUGGUGGAUAAUAAAUCCCGAUGCGAAACCGGGAAAGUCUGUACGUAGAAGGGCUGCAUCGAUGGAAACGAGUAAAUUUGAAAAAAGACGCGGCAGGAUAAAAAGGAAAGUGGACGCGUUGAGAAACGGCGUACCAGACGGUACCAGCAGUCCCAGUUCUUCAGUGUCUGAAGGACUUGACCUGUUCCCAGAUUCACCCAUCCACAGUAGUUUCCAGUUGAGUCCAGACUUUAGGCCACGAGCACCAUCGAGCACGUCACCCGGUGGUCGGCAACUGUCUCCCAUACCGGCGGUUGUGGGAAUGGAACCUGAUUGGAGUUGCUCACCCACGCCCUUUGGAGAUAACUUCAACAAUCCCGACGUCACGGGAAGCUAUUCCCCUGAUCAGUUGGCGGGCAAUCUCGAACAGGGGAUGAAGCUACAGCAAGAUUCGUAUUUGGGAUAUUUGAACGGCCAGUCGCAGCAACAAGGCCAGCAACCACCCCCUCCUCCUUACACCUCGUCUUACGACAUCAACCCCUUGCAGACGAACCCUGCAUUCAGCUUAUCGGAAUGUCCUGUUCAUCGUCUCCAAAAUUGCAACUGUCUGGGACCAGUCCAGUGCAAAGUGGAGAACGUGUCGCCUUCUGGUAUGUCACCGUCGUAUUCAGAAUCAUCUCCCGAUCCGAUUGGUAAUCAGUUCCUGGGUAGUGGAUCCGGUCCUGCCGUUUUGCCCAGACCCCCAUCAAAUUCGCCUCCCUUAACGCCACAGCCGUCCUCCGUGGUGCACCAUCGCCAGCAGCAGUCGCCCACCUCGCCCCAGCAACAGUCUCAAACGCCUCAACGACCUUCCCAGCAGUCGCAGAACCCAAGCGCUGCACCCGUAGGUCCGUCGACAAUGAUGGGUCAACUGAUGGGCGCGUUGAACAGCAGCGCUGCACUUACGAUCGAUGAUCUCAACAUCAAUAUCGAAUCGCUACCGGGCGGAUUCGAUUGCAACAUCGACGAGGUGAUCAAGCACGAGCUCAGCAUGGAGGGGUCGUUGGAUUUCAACUUCGCCAACACGUCGGGCGGUGCGAGUACGGGAGGUGUAGGGACGCAGCCCGGUUCCGGAGCCCUUAUCGGUCACCAUCAUCAUCACGUCGUCGGUCACCAUCACCACCAUCAUGGAGAUGGGAGUUCUGCGGUCGUCUCCAGUGUCCACAGCAUGGUACCGGCUCCUUCCGCUACCGCAUCAGCGCAGGCCGCAGCAUCACCCUACUCCACGACGCCGUCCUGGGUGCAUUGAUGGACGCCAAGGGUUAGGACGACGACGCAGGACGUCCCGACGCACGCAACCGAGCUUGUCGAUUAGGGGGUGGAGUGGUGGUUUCGUCAGUUUCAACCGAGCGCAAAUCCCUGGUGUGAUCUCCAGAAGCUCCGUAGUAGUUGUUACGUAACUAAAGAGUGACGAUCGAUCGAUCGAUCGAUCGAUUGAUUGAUUGGAAAGAAGAUUCUUCUUAUUUGCUGCCAAUGUUAGUCGUCGCCUACUGUGUUGUCGUCGCUGUGUCUUUUACCCUCGUUUGUCGUCUCCGCACUGAUCAACUGGAAUAGAAAAAUUAUAAACAAUUACGAAACAAUUGCCCCCUACUACGCCCCCAAAUAGCUGUUUUAUCGUUGUGCCAUUUUUAAUAUAAUGUUAAGCGAAUAUUGUCCAUAGUUGUCAAUUAUAAUUUUAAAGAUUACUUAAAUAAAAGAAGAGCAGCUUGAGCAAAAAGGUUUUCAUUGAAAAAACGAUGAUUUUUUUUAUUUUUUUAAUU
This is a messenger RNA of Agrilus planipennis (emerald ash borer), 2780 nucleotides long. RefSeq names its product forkhead box protein O. The transcript has 6 exons. Gene Ontology annotation, molecular function: DNA-binding transcription factor activity, RNA polymerase II-specific; RNA polymerase II cis-regulatory region sequence-specific DNA binding. Gene Ontology annotation, biological process: regulation of transcription by RNA polymerase II. Bases 575 to 2269 code for a protein of 564 amino acids. The record is from RefSeq and is a predicted model, not a curated record. Gene Ontology annotation, cellular component: nucleus. NCBI's taxonomy places the organism in Eukaryota, Metazoa, Arthropoda, Insecta, Coleoptera, Buprestidae.